Molecule: messenger RNA, 717 nt
Organism: Contarinia nasturtii (swede midge)
Lineage: Eukaryota; Metazoa; Arthropoda; Insecta; Diptera; Cecidomyiidae
Product: 3-hydroxyacyl-CoA dehydrogenase type-2-like
Exons: 4
Coding region: 1-717 (238 amino acids)
Source: RefSeq, a predicted model, not a curated record
AUGAUUUUCUUAACACUUGUGACUGGUGGAGCAUCAGGUCUUGGCAAAGCAACGGUCACCCGAUUCGUUAUCAAAGGCUCAAAAGUGGUGUUUUGUGAUUUACCAACAUCAAAUGGUGCGAACGUAGCAAAAGAAUUGGGUCAAAAUGCACAUUACAUACCAGCCGAUGUAACUUCCGAAGAAGAUGUCCAGCGUGUGCUGUCGGAAAUUUCCAAAAAUUAUGGCAAACUAAAUGUACUAGUUAAUUGUGCCGGCCUAAUGAAUGCCUAUAUCACAUACAAUUUUAAUACAAAAAAGCCAAUACAUCAUGAGGAUUUUAUAAUAAUAUUGAAGGCAUGUAUGAAGACAAAUGUUGUUGGAACUUUUAAUGUGUCACGAUUGGCCGUUGGAUUAAUUGGUAAAAAUACGCCGGACAAUGAUGGAUUACGGGAUGUGAUUAUAAAUACUGCGGGCAUUGAAGCAUUUGAUGGAGUUCAAGGCCAAACUGCUACUGCAGCCGCAUCAGGGUCAAUCCACAGUUUAACAAAACCGAUGGCGACUGAUUUCGAAGACAUUGGCAUUCGUGAGGUGGCGAUUGCACCUGGCAUUAUUCAAACACCACUGAACGAUCAAAUUCCAAGAGACGAAUUCGCACAAUUAGUACAAACAAUUGUCGCUAAUCCAUACAUUAAUGCCACUACAAUUGAAUUAUCCGCUGGACUUAAUUUGCAAAUUUAA